GCGGCAUCCACCUCAAGAACCUCGACAGGGGCGGGCGCAACCCUGUGGCACGACCCAAACCGAACUGUGGCACAAACGCGACUGCCAAGCCUUGCCUGAGCCGGCCGAGCCGCCCGCAGCUGGAGCUUCGAUGCAGAAGGACGCUGCGGGCGCAGAAAGAGCCUCCCUCGUCUCUGCGUCGGAGACCUCGAGCGAGCAGGCCGUCAGCAAGAGCACAAAGACGGCUCUCCUGCUCAAAUGGGGCAGUCUCGCCGUGCUGAUGGUGCAAAACAGCUCCGCGUUUGUGGUGACGCGGUAUACGCGGCAGGGUAAGCCCAACGAGCUGUACCUGACCUCGGUGGUCGUGCUCAUGGUCGAGCUGAUCAAGAUGGCCAUCUGCCUCCUCCUGCUGCUUCGGGACGCUCGGGGCAGCGUGCGCGAGCUGUGCGCGGAGCUGCAGCACCACUUGUGGGUGGAGCGGCGAACCACCUUGCUGCUCGGCGUGCCGGCUCUCUGCUACGCGAUGCAGAACAACCUGGUUUUCGUGGCCAUCAGCAACCUGUCGGCAGCCGCGGCUCAGGUGCUCUACCAGCUCAAGACCAUCUCCACCGCCUUCUUCACCGUCUUGCUCCUGCGGCGGAGCUUCCGCGCCGCGCAGUGGGUCUCCUUUUUGCUACUGAUGGCCGGAGUUGCGCUGGUGCAGUCGGAGGACGGAAAGUCGUCGAGCGCUCCCACCGGCGCCGCCCCUUGGCUCGGUGUCAGCGCCGCGCUCGCAGCUGCCUCCAUCUCGGGCUUCGCCGGUGUCUUUCUCGAGAAGAUGUUCACUUCGGGGGGCACUUCGCUCUGGAUGCGCAACGUGCAGCUCGGCCUAUUCGCGAUCCCGCUGCAGUGUAUCGCCAUCGCCCAAGUCGACGGCCAGAGGGUGAUGAGGCGCGGUCUCGUGCAAGGCUUCCAUACCUCGACAUGGGUCGUUGUUGCGGUGCAAGUCGUCGGCGCGCUGUGCACCGCCGUGGUGAUCAAGUUUGCCGGAAACGUCCUCAAGACGUUUGCGACGGUGCUCGCUCUUCUGCUCACUUGUGGCUCGUCGAUGGUCCUCUUUGACUUUCAUCCGACCCAGCUCUUCUUUGAGGGGAUUGGGCUCGUUUGCGUAUCUGUCUGGCUAUACGCGCGGCCGGGCGACGUCUCCGACGUCCUCGGCUUGUGCAGGCGGAAAGAGAGCUCACCCAGGUCGGCACCGUUGCGCCAUAUCCCCGACGACGUGUCGGAGGAGGAGCUUCCGCCCAAGGACGGUCAAAUAGUCGUCUAAGAUUGGCCUCGGUUGGUUGCACUCUCUGGCAGCGUGACUCUUUGACUCGGAGACAACAUCGAGGAGGACUCUCGCGCCUGAGCACCGCUUGUGACGUUUGUGGCGCUUGCACUAGCUUGCUAGGGGCCGGCCAAGGGUCCUCCACGAGACGAGCUUGUGCGCCAUAAAAUGCUCUUAUUCUGG
Molecule: messenger RNA, 1468 nt
Organism: Emiliania huxleyi CCMP1516
Lineage: Eukaryota; Haptophyta; Isochrysidales; Noelaerhabdaceae
Exons: 8
Coding region: 131-1285 (384 amino acids)
Biological process (GO): pyrimidine nucleotide-sugar transmembrane transport
Cellular component (GO): Golgi membrane
Molecular function (GO): pyrimidine nucleotide-sugar transmembrane transporter activity
Source: RefSeq, a predicted model, not a curated record